This is a messenger RNA of Saxophila tyrrhenica, 885 nucleotides long. RefSeq names its product chromosome segregation in meiosis- protein (gene CSM3). Gene Ontology annotation, molecular function: DNA binding. The coding region runs from base 1 to 885 and encodes 294 amino acids. The record is from RefSeq and is a predicted model, not a curated record. Lineage: Eukaryota; Fungi; Ascomycota; Dothideomycetes; Mycosphaerellales; Extremaceae. The transcript has a single exon. Gene Ontology annotation, biological process: replication fork arrest; DNA replication checkpoint signaling; DNA damage response. Gene Ontology annotation, cellular component: nucleus; replication fork protection complex.
AUGGGUGCAGAGGAUCGUGCGACCCCCGACGACCUCGACAACCUCUUCAACUACGACAAAGCCGUCGACGACUUCCUCAAAGACCUCCCGAUCGACAAAGACCAAAACCACACUACCGCCGCAAACGAGCCCACCAAAAACAUCGACGAAGAAAUCACAGUCAAGAAGAAACGCAAACCCGUCCCGAAACUCGACGAGUCCCUCCUCCAAUCCGAAAAAGGCCUACCACGCCUACGCAAAAUCACCAAAACGCGGCUAAAGUUCAAGGGAAAGGGACAUGAGUUCUCGGACAUGUCCCGGCUUCUAAACACGUACCAGUUGUGGCUGGACGAGCUGUACCCGAGGGUGAAGUUCAGGGAUGGCCUGGCGAUGGUGGAGAAGUUGGGGCAUAGUAAGAGGAUGCAGGUUAUGCGGCGCGCGUGGUUGGAUGAGACGAAGCCGGGUGCUGAUGCGAGAGAGCUGAGUCCGGAGAGGGGGGAGGAUGUUGUGAUGAGUGGUGGGUUGGGGAGGGAGAGCGUACCGGCGGAGGACGGGGGUGCGAGAGAGGGGAGCUUGUCGGGUAGUAGAUCUCCGGCAGAUGGCGCACAGGAAGGCGCAGGACAGGCACAACGAUCAGAUGAUGCGCCGGAUGACGACGAGCUCGAUGCACUCAUGGCGGACGAAGCGGCAGCAGCGACAGCUAAGCCAGCAACAUCACAACCACAGCAGCGGAAAGGGCCGUUUGACGAUGAUGACGACGACGAUGAUCUGGACGCUCUUAUGGCCGAGCAAUCAGCUUCGAAUCAUGAUCGGACUGCUACACCCGCACCACCACAGCGAAACGGAGAAACAAGCCAUGAUUAUGCAGACGACGAAGAAGCCAUGGCAGACAUGGGCAUGUGGUGA